Mya arenaria is the source of this 723-nucleotide messenger RNA. RefSeq names its product protein rtoA-like. NCBI's taxonomy places the organism in Eukaryota, Metazoa, Mollusca, Bivalvia, Myida, Myidae. The record is from RefSeq and is a predicted model, not a curated record. Bases 1 to 723 code for a protein of 240 amino acids. The transcript has a single exon.
AUGACCUCACCGAACACAGGAUCUGACAUGCUCUCAACGAACACAGGACCUGACAUGACCUCACCGAACACAGGAUCUGACCUGAUCUCAAUGAACACAGGACCUGCCCUAUUCUCAAGGAACACAGGAUCUGACCUUCUUUCAAUUAUCACAGGACCUGCCCUACUCUCAUUGAACACAGGAUCUGACCAACUUUCAAUGAACGCAGGACUUGACCUACUUUCAAUGAACACAGGACCUGACCUACUCUCAAUGAGCGCAGGACCUGACCUGCUCUCAACGAACACAGGAUCUGACCUAUUCUCAAUGAACACAGGAUCUGACCUGCUCUCAAUGAACACGGGACCUGACCUGCUCUCAAUGAACACAGGACCUGACCUACUCUCAACGAACACAGGAUCUGACCUACUCUCAAUGAACUCAGGAUCUUACCUACUCCUAACGAACACAAGACCUGACCUACUCUCAACGAACACAGGAUCUGACCUACUCUCAAUGAACUCAGGAUCUUACCUACUCCUAACGAACACAAGACCUGACCUAUUCUCAACGAACACAGGACCUGACCUACUCUCAACAAACACAGGAUCUGACCUACUCUCAAUGAACUCAGGAUCUUACCUACUCCUAGCGAACACAAGACCUGACCUACUCUCAACGAACACAGGACCUGACCUACUCUCAACGAACACAGGAUCUGACCUGCUCUCAGUGAACACAUGA